Molecule: messenger RNA, 1992 nt
Organism: Clupea harengus (Atlantic herring)
Lineage: Eukaryota; Metazoa; Chordata; Actinopteri; Clupeiformes; Clupeidae
Product: SUN domain-containing protein 2-like
Exons: 12
Coding region: 285-1709 (474 amino acids)
Cellular component (GO): meiotic nuclear membrane microtubule tethering complex; nuclear envelope
Molecular function (GO): protein-membrane adaptor activity
Source: RefSeq, a predicted model, not a curated record
UUGACGAUUUCAUUGCAUAUCGAAUUUUUUUAAAUCUUUUUAGUUUAGUGAUUAAUGUAAAUUACCUUUAACCCCUUGUUUUUUUUUUUACAUUCAACGUCUUACCAUUGGCUACCACCAGGAGUCAUACUCGUGAUGAAUGGUCAUAGUCGCUUUAUUCAACUGAUCUGUAUUUUCUAGGAGCCAAGCUCCUUCUAUCCCUUCAGAAAUGCCACGUUGCAGAAAGAAGCCAUCAGAUCAUGAUGUCAGGUGUGGACAUGACAUAAGCCAAAGUCCUGUCAGGAAUGGUGCUGAGACUAGAAAGCAUCAACAGCCACGGACACACACCUAUCCAUCUCUCACCUCAACUUAUCUCCACCCUCCAACCUCUGACUUUGAGGAGCCAACAGCUGGCCCCUCGGGUACAUAAUCUUACCUCUAAAGAGGAAAGUCACUAUAAUGCAACAUCCUCAUUUCACCCCCCCCCCCCCAAACACAUUUCCAAAGACCAUCCUGUUAAUGUACUGAUCCUACUGUUUUGUCCAGGUUUGUCAGUAUCCAGAAGACACAGUCACUGCUGUCCCCCUUCACACUGUUCUACCUCCUCCAGUUCCAGCAGCAGAAGUGACUAUGCAGGCCCUGACUCAGACUGCUCCUCGUUUGAUGGCAGUGGCUACCCUCCUUACAGAGACACCUGUUACACACCAGCUCCGAAAGUUUAUUGGCUGGUUGGAGUGCACAGGAGAUUCAUAGGCUUUGCUGUUGACCUCAGAAGAUACCUGUGCUCCUUGUGGUUGCCACCGGACAUGCUUCUAUUCCGAGGGGACUAUCAGCCCCUGAGAAGAAAGGCUUUGAUGGUUGCUGGUCUAACACUUUUGGGAUUAGGUUUUUGGUUCGGGAUCCCCCUCCUUUUUCGACAACUCUCAUCUGGAUCAGUAAAUACUGGAAGUGGCACAAACCUGGCCAAGAUCCAGGAACAAUUGACGGAUAUCCAAAAGCAGCUUGCAGAGAAAGAGGCCAGGUGGAAAGAAACCCUACUGAAAGAAAUCGGAAGUUUACAGAGUGAAGAGAAAAUUACAUCAGGUCUUAAGAUGGAAUUGUCCAACUGGCUGCAGGAGUACCUGUUUACAGGUUCUAGUUCUAGUGCAGAGGGUGUAGUUCUCUGGCCUGAACUGAAGGUGGUGCUGGAGAGUAUGGAGAAGAGGCUGGUGCAGCAGCUAGCAACUUCUCAGGAUGUCCGAAAGACCGUACAGGAAGCACUCAGUCGAUACAACGCUGAUGGAAUUGGCAUGACAGACUACGCGCUCAAAUUUUCUGGAGGCAAAGUGAUCACAUCUCAGUACACUAAACCAUACUGUCCACAGUCACUUCAACUCUGCUCAGAAGGACCUAGUGCUGUAAUAGAGCCAGAGGUCUACCCAGGAAAGUGCUGGGCCUUCCGGGGAAGCUACGGCUCGGUCACCAUCGCUCUAUCCCAGUCAGUGAGAAUCACACAUGUGACUAUGGAGCACCUACCCAAGAGUCUGUCUCCAACUGGUCAGAUUGAUAGCGCUCCACAAGACUUCGCCGUAUAUGGAAUUCAUCACGUUGCCCAGAAACAAGAGGGGGUUUUUCUUGGAAAAUUUGCCUACAGCCAAGAUGGAGACCCUAUCCAAACCUUUGAAUUAAAGGCAAGAUAUCUGGUCUACAGCCAAACAAUAUUAUGUCUAUAUUUGUUUACAGGCUGGUAACAUGAUGUGUUGACCUAUUUCUUACCCUCAGGACCCUGUUAAGAAUGUCUAUCCUGUGGUGGAGCUGAGGAUCCUGACCAACUGGGGUAACCCAGUGUACACAUGUCUGUAUCGAUUCCGUGUGCAUGGCCAGGCCAAGAAUGCAUAGGAGCAUUGCACUCAUACUACUUCAAGAAAAAGAGCGCAUCUGAAAAUAUUACUUUAGUGACCAGCACAAAUACCGUGGCAAGUGAAUAAAUAAAAAAAAUACUGAAAGUAGAAUUCUGUCUCUCACUCACAAAUG